This is a messenger RNA of Suillus clintonianus, 876 nucleotides long. RefSeq names its product beta-lactamase-like protein. The coding region runs from base 1 to 876 and encodes 291 amino acids. The transcript is spliced from 6 exons. Gene Ontology annotation, biological process: secondary metabolite biosynthetic process. The record is from RefSeq and is a predicted model, not a curated record. NCBI's taxonomy places the organism in Eukaryota, Fungi, Basidiomycota, Agaricomycetes, Boletales, Suillaceae.
AUGUCUGGAUUCGGUAAUUCCAUUCGUCGUCUACCAGGGAAAGCUGCUACUGCACUGAGCGACCGCGUAGUGAGAGUGUUGGGCCAGAACCCAGGUAAAUUCACACUCCAAGGGACAAACACCUAUCUUAUCGGCGAGCGCAACCCCUACACGCUUAUCGACACCGGCGAAGGCAAAGAAGCUUAUAUCCCCCAGCUCGAAUCCGCUCUCUCCGACACCUGCAAAAUGUGGGAUGAGCGGAACACCCCUGCUCCGUUCAAGCCGCCCCGUAUCCACAAGUUCCCCCUUGUAAAUACGCCAUCUGGCUUUAAUACAACUAUCACACCUCCACCCCCGGGUACAUACACCCCUACCGCUAACGGUGCCUUCCUGCAUGACCUCACACACAGCCAGUUCCUCCCCAUAACAGGCUCCCCCUCGCCCAUGCAAGUCAUCCACGCCCCAGGACACACCUCCGACUCCAUCUGCCUCCACAUCCCUGACGACCGGGCCCUCUACACAGCCGACACCGUACUCGGCCAGGGAACAGCGGUAUUUGAGGACCUAGGGACAUAUAUCUCCUCCCUCCGCAAGCUCCUCGCAUUUCAAUCUGAUUAUACUGUUCUGUACCCUGGGCAUGGCCCUGUCGUCGCCGAGGGUCCUAAGCUCAUCGGUACAUGCAUUGCGCAUCGUAUGGAGAGAGAGGCGCAGAUUGCGAGCCCUUGGUCGACGUGGGGAAUUGUAUCCACGAUAUAUUCUGCGUACCCACAGAAUGUAUGGGAGCCUGCUGCGCGAAGCGUGGACCAGCAUCUGGGGAAGCUUCAAGCCGAGGGUAAGGUGAAGAAGCUUGGGGACGAGGGCAAGGACGUCGAGUGGGAGUUGCUAGCGAAGCUGUGA